UCGUUUCAUUCAUUGGUGGAAAUGAUCGUCAACAUGCGGAGGGAAGGGUUGUUAGUUUUGAUCACUUUCGUGAUCGAUUCGUAUGGAAGAUCUGUGCCGGCACCAGAGGGCUACGAUGGUGGGGUAUAUACCAUUCCAUUUAAGAAUGUUAAAUGGGAAGGUUCGUGGUCUGGGGAUGGAGGCUUCGGCGGAGAUGAAUCAGUCGGUUCGUGGACUAGUGGAGUUUCAGGAGGCUCACGGGGCGGAGGCGGCUCUCAUGGCGGUGUUUCGAAAGGUUCAUGGUCUGGCGGUACGUCAGGGGGUUCGUGGACCAGCGGUUCUGGGGGUUCAUCCAAAGGCGGAGUAAUCGGAAAUGUAAUUUCAAAGACUGUGGAUUUGGCCGAUGAUAUUGUCUCAACGCCAUUUCGUGUAUUGGGCGGUCUCGGUAAAGGGGGUUCGAGGGGUUCAGGCGGCUCUACUAAAGGAAUCGUUGGAAACGUCCUCUCGAAAACUGUAGAUCUUGCCGACGAUAUUGUAUCGACACCUUUUCGUGUAGUGGGCGGAAUCCUCGGUGGCGGUUCUGGUGGAGGAGGGUCAGGCGGUGGGUCAGGUAAAGGAGUCAUUGGAAAUGUUCUCUCAAAAACUGUAGAUCUUGCUGACGACAUUGUUUCGACACCUUUCCGCGUUUUGGGCGGAAUCCUUGAUGGCGGUUCUGGCGGAAGAAAAUCAACAAGCACCACUUCCGGUGGUUCAUGGACGAGCGGUGAUUCUCGUGGAAAAUUUGAGGGAGGAGGAUCAUUUGGCGGCGGUUCGGGCGGGUCGUGGACUAGCGGUGGAUCUCGUGGAAGUAUCGGCGGAGAGAAAACCACGAGCACCACUUCAGGCGGUUCAUGGACGAGCGGUGGUUCUCGCGGAAAGUUCGUGGGAGGAGGAUCAUUUGGCGGCGGUUCAGACGGGUCGUGGACUAGCGGUGGAUCUCGUGGAAGUUUCGGCGGAGAGAAAACCACGAGCACCACUUCUGGCGGUUCAUGGACGAGUGGAGACUCUCGUGUAAGUACCGGCGGGGGAAUAACCACAGGCACUACGUCAGGCGGUUCCUGGACAAGCGGCGACUCUCGUGGAAGUUUUGGCGGGGACAAAACCACGAGCACCAACUCGGGCGGUUCAUGGACGAGCGGUGGUUCUCGAGGAAACUUAGUAGAAGGAACGUCAGGUGGAUCAUGGACUAGCGGCGAAUCUCGUGGAAGUUUCGGUGGAGGAAUAACCACAGGCACUACUGCGGGCGGUUCAUGGACCAGCGGCGAAUCUCGUGGAAGUUUCGACGGAGACAAAACCACGAGUACCAAUUCAGGCGGUUCAUGGACAAGCGGUGGUUCUCGCGGAAGUUUCGGCGGAGGAAUAACGACAGGCACUACUUCGGGCGGUUCAUGGACGAGCGGUGGUUCUCGAGGAAACUUAGUAGAAGGAACGUCAGGUGGAUCAUGGACUAGCGGCGAUUCUCGUGGAAGUUUCGGCGGAGGAAUAACCACAGGCACUACUUCGGGCGGUUCAUGGACCAGCGGUGAAUCUCGUGGAAGUUUCGGCGGAGGAAUAACGACAGGCACUACUUCGGGCGGUUCAUGGACGAGGGGUGAUUCUCGCGGGAGCUUUGGGGGCGGAGGGAUAGUCAGCGGCGGUUCCGGAGGCUCCCGGACAAACAGCGGUUCUGGCGGAAACAAAGGGGGCAUCAUAUCGACCGCUGUAGGAAUUGCAGACGAUAUCGUCACAGCACCGUUCCGUGUCUUGGGUGGACUCACAGGUGGCGGUUCUGGCGGGUCUGGCGGUUCAAACACAGUCGGUCGGGGAGGCAUCAUAUCUAAAACUGUAGGACUCGCAGACGAUAUUAUAUCAACACCCUUCCGUAUACUUGGUGAUAUCACGGAAAGUAAUUCGGGCGGUGGAGGAUCCUCCGGUGGUUCCAGCGGUUCUGGCAAGAAAGGUGGAGGAAUUGUCUCCGGUGCUCUGGGAAUCGCAGAUGAUAUCGUUACUGCACCGUUCCGUGUGUUUGGAUAAAAUCUCCUCUCUAAGAUGACAAUUACAUGACAGUCUUAGGUGAGGAGUCUCAUCGAGGAAUUAUGCAUCUGUUGGAUAACUCGUACAGUUUUUAUGAAUCAUGUAAUCGUAACUCUGAGAAGAAAUAAAAAUAUUCACAACCCUUGA
Molecule: messenger RNA, 2178 nt
Organism: Diachasma alloeum
Lineage: Eukaryota; Metazoa; Arthropoda; Insecta; Hymenoptera; Braconidae
Exons: 8
Coding region: 22-2031 (669 amino acids)
Source: RefSeq, a predicted model, not a curated record